AUGUUUCUUUCUUUCCACCUAUAUACAGACAAAAUGGGAGAAAAAAAUUCAAAAGAAGCGCCGUCGUUUAUGAACAUGGGGAUGCUACUCAGUUGACACGGAGUUCUCAUUUUCUUGAGUCAAGCAAGCCCUUUCGUUUAACAUUUUCAAGGGAUUUUUGUUAGUUUCUUGCAAAUUUAUUAUUUUUGAAGAGAAGAGAGGUGCUCAAUUGACUUUCUUUGCUUGUGGACUCAAAUUUCUUGCCUUUUUCGUAUUCUUGUCACUAGAAGUUGCUAUUUACUAUUGAGUGAAGAUAUAGUUACGCUUGCACUUCUGCUGAGUUGAAAUUGUAGAGUACUGAAAUUAUAUUUUUUAUACGAUAUCUGAAAAAUUUCACCGUUUUCACUAGAAAGAAAGCUAGAGUUCUGAAUAAGAAAUCAUGGUGGAAAUUCAAAGUUCCUCGCCAAGCGGAGUGUCACCGGAAUCUGCAGAAGCCACAGUUUCUACUUCUGAACAUCAAAUAGCAGCCGAUGAACCAGUAACAACAGUGCCCAUAAAGAAACAAAGGAAUCUUCCUGGAAUGCCUGAUCCAGAUGCAGAAGUGAUAGCUUUAUCACCAAGAACUUUGUUGGCUACAAACAGAUUUGUAUGUGAGAUCUGCAACAAAGGAUUUCAAAGGGACCAGAAUUUGCAACUUCACAGAAGAGGCCACAACUUGCCAUGGAAACUCCGGCAAAGAACAAGCAAAGAAGUGAGAAAGCGUGUAUAUAUAUGUCCGGAACCCACCUGUGUUCACCAUGACCACUCAAGAGCCCUAGGCGACCUCACCGGAAUCAAGAAGCAUUUCUGCCGGAAGCACGGCGAAAAGAAUUAUAAAUGUGAACGCUGUACAAAAAAAUACGCCGUUCAGUCGGAUUGGAAAGCCCACAUGAAAACCUGUGGGACCAAAGAGUACCGGUGUGAUUGUGGCACAUUAUUUUCCAGGAAGGAUAGUUUUAUUACGCAUAGAGCGUUUUGCGAUGCGUUGGCGCAGGAGAGUGCUCGUUCUCUACCGACGGUGAUAACAAUCUCGGAAGGAGAUUUGAAGGUUGAGAAUGUUCCGGCUGCGGCGGUCAAGCUGCUAGAACCUAGUCCUCCGCUGCCACCUCUUACACCGUCUACUGGUGUAUUAUCUCCAGUUCUGUCCAUUCAAAGUCCAGCAGAAUUGCCAGAAAAUAAAACGAUGCAACCCGGAUCGGCAGCUUUAUCUACAUUGGUCACCAACACCAAAACAACCGCUGCUACCACUGCCGCAUUUGGCAGCGGCGGCUCUGGCUCUCUUGGUAAUGCCGCCACCACCAAUGGAUUAUUUGCUGGAAUAUUAACUGGGUCAACCUCCAGUGAACUCUCUCAAUCAUCAAUUCAACCAACACCGUACUCGGACCUGUUAUGUGCUAUGUCCGGAUCAAAGCGUACCGGCAACCCCAUCGAUCCUAUGUCACUCUCCCUUUCGCCGGCUUUAUAUCCCUCCAAUGGUGCAUCGGCUUUGUUCUCCUCGACAUCACAGGAUCACCAGAGGUAUUAUGCAUCAAAUUCACAGCCAGCAUUAUCGGCAACUGCAUUGCUUCAGAAAGCUGCUCAGAUAGGCGCUACAUCAUCGAAGUCCUCAUUACUUGGAUUGGCAAUGUCAUCUUCAUAUGAUCUUCUAGAUAAUGCCUCGACCAUGGCUUCUAGCACCACCGGCCGCCCAAUGCUUUGGAACCAUCAGGUGAAGCUCGAACACAAUUUGUUGGCAUCCGGGCUUGGUCUUGGGCUACCCUCAAGUAGUACUCCCGGAUCAAAUGACUUGAUGUUGGGACAGUCGACACUCUUUGACAACAAUCCGACUACUCUCGACUUCCUCGGUCUAGGAAUGGGCGGUAGUGAAGUAGUCCCUAGUGGGUAUUCAGCCUUCCUAACAUCGAUUGGAGGUGGACUCGAUAUGUCCACUUCUUCAUUUGGUGGCGUGAACACGGCAAGAGAAACUUGGGACGAUUCCUCGGAUGGUAAGCCGUCUUUGCUACGAUAAGAGUUCAUUUUCUAUUUUUUUCGUUUCUUGCAAGUGCUUCCAUACAUUAAUUUUAGCUCAAUUCAAGUUUUAGGUUUACUGCUAAGGGAACUUGAAAGAAGGAACCUGUGUAUAUUGUAGUAACGUGGUAGUUGUUUUUAAGAUUAAGAUAUUUGUACAAACUUUGAUCGACAAAAACUUCGACUCACUUUCACUGUCUCACAUGCAUGUGGUCCUCAUGGAUUAAAUAAUUUUGACA
Olea europaea var. sylvestris is the source of this 2264-nucleotide messenger RNA. Its product is annotated as protein indeterminate-domain 2-like. Lineage: Eukaryota; Viridiplantae; Streptophyta; Magnoliopsida; Lamiales; Oleaceae. The transcript has 4 exons. Gene Ontology annotation, molecular function: DNA-binding transcription factor activity. The record is from RefSeq and is a predicted model, not a curated record. Bases 419 to 2026 code for a protein of 535 amino acids. Gene Ontology annotation, cellular component: nucleus.